Molecule: messenger RNA, 893 nt
Organism: Spinacia oleracea (spinach)
Lineage: Eukaryota; Viridiplantae; Streptophyta; Magnoliopsida; Caryophyllales; Amaranthaceae
Product: DNA mismatch repair protein MSH7-like
Exons: 3
Coding region: 38-727 (229 amino acids)
Biological process (GO): mismatch repair
Cellular component (GO): nucleus; MutSalpha complex
Molecular function (GO): mismatched DNA binding; ATP-dependent DNA damage sensor activity; ATP binding
Source: RefSeq, a predicted model, not a curated record
AGUAUUUGGAUCGAUUGUAAAAGGUUUUCGAAUUGGGAUGAACUUACUUAUUUUGCUACACAAUGACGAGCAUCUCAUGUCGUUGCUAUCAAAAGUCCUGGACAUCCCGCAGCUUAGUGAGCAUAAUGCCCUUAGUGAGUUUCUUAGCCAGUUUGAAGCGGCUAUUGACAGUGACUUCCCCAAAUAUCAGGACCAUGAUGCAACAGAAGCCGAUGCUGAGACACUUUCUAUUUUGAUUGAGUUGUUUGUUGAGAAAGCUAGUCAAUGGUCUCAAGUAAUAUUUGCCCUAUGUUGCAUAGAUGUACUAAGAUCGUUUUCUGCCAUCGCAAUUGAUUCAAGUGGAUCUAUGUGCCGGCCUUCUAUUCUACCACAAUCUACUUCUAAUACGGUUUGCCAAAAUAGCAAAGGACCUAUACUGAAUAUUAAAGGAUUGUGGCAUCCAUUUGCUCUAAGAGAAAAUGGAGUUCCUGUCCCAAAUGAUAUGAUACUGGGAGAGGGUACAAAUGGCCAUCAUCCCCGGACUCUGCUGUUGACUGGACCAAACAUGGGGGGAAAAUCAACUCUCUUGCGUGCUGCCUGUCUAGCAGUUAUAUUGGCACAGCUUGGCUGCUAUGUGCCAAGUGAGAUGUGUGUGCUAUCAGUUGCUGACACUAUUUUCACGAGGCUUGGUGCAACUGAUCGGAUUAUGACCGGUGAAAGUAAGUUUCACAAUAGCCUUUUCCACUAAUUUCCUGGAUUUAGAGUCCCGGGUGCAAUUAGAUAUAAGUUGGAUUGGAUUCUGUUAUUUAAUGAUCCAAAUAAGUCACAAGCCAUGAGCCAAAGUGCCCUUUUUUUUGGGUUGAAGCCUAAGUGCCCUAAGAAGUCGUCUCUUGUAGCUAAAUUAGUUGUCUUGA